Messenger RNA from Vicia villosa (hairy vetch), 660 nucleotides. RefSeq lists its product as uncharacterized. The transcript has a single exon. Lineage: Eukaryota; Viridiplantae; Streptophyta; Magnoliopsida; Fabales; Fabaceae. The record is from RefSeq and is a predicted model, not a curated record. Gene Ontology annotation, molecular function: RNA-DNA hybrid ribonuclease activity; nucleic acid binding. The coding region runs from base 1 to 660 and encodes 219 amino acids.
AUGAAGCCUGUUGAUGUGUAUGUUUCAUCUCAUUAUGAUAUUAUUAAGCAUAUGUUGUCCAAACCUAUUUUGCAUAACCGAAUUGGAAAAUGGGUGCUAGCUUUAAGUGAAUUUUCUUUAACUUAUGUUCCUUUGAAAGCUAUGAAAGGACAAAUAGUAGCUGACUUCAUAAGAGACCGUGGAUUAACUGAUAUAUCAGUGAAUAUGGUCACUCAAACUAUGUGGCAAUUGUAUUUUGAUGGUUCCAGUCAUAGAAAUGGUUCAGGUAUUGGGGUUUUAAUUAUAUCUCCCCAAGGUAUACCUUCGACGUUUAAGUACAAGAUCAGUGAAGCUUGUUCUAAUAAUGAGGUAGAAUAUGAAGCUUUGAUCACUGGAUUGAGGGCUCUUUUAGACUUAGGGGCUACUGAAGUACAGAUAAAAGGUGACUCCGAGCUUGUUAUUCGACAAAUUACAAAGCAGUAUAAAUGUAUUAAAGAAAAUUUAAUCAUUUACCAUGCUCUAGUAAUUCAGUUGUUGGAGAAAUUUCACGUGGUGCAUAUAACUCAUGUGCCUAGGAAUGAAAACAGUGCACCAAAUGAGUUAGCACAAAUUGCUUCAGGAUAUAGAGUUUCUAAAGAUCGACUGAGAGAGUUAAUUGAAGUUAAAGAUAAAGAAGUCUAA